Molecule: messenger RNA, 2334 nt
Organism: Plasmodium cynomolgi strain B
Lineage: Eukaryota; Apicomplexa; Aconoidasida; Haemosporida; Plasmodiidae
Product: HD domain containing protein
Exons: 2
Coding region: 1-2334 (777 amino acids)
Biological process (GO): dGTP catabolic process
Cellular component (GO): nucleus
Molecular function (GO): dGTPase activity
Source: RefSeq, a predicted model, not a curated record
AUGAACAUGCAAUGUAAUAAUAUCAAUCCAGCGUGCGAAAUUUCGAGCCUAAAGGACUUUUUACGAAACAUAUGCCUGGAAAAAGAGGAUAAAAUUGUACAAAAUCUGGAACUCAGAAAUGUAAGAACUGUGUACGAUUUUUUACGCCAUGUUUCGUACCUUACGGUCACGAGUUGCACUGGUAUGAGGAAUGAGGAAAAUGUGGACAUAAGUAGCCAAUCGAAUGUGAAAUUUGCAAAUGCACAUGAAAAUAUUUUGCAGAAUGGGGUCAGCGUAAAUGGCAAAUUGGCGCAGCAUAAUGGGGAUGGGGUCAACCUGGGAGAGGCGGAGCUGUGUAAUGGUCACGCCCCUGCGAGUAGGGAAAAAGGCGACAGAUGUAAUGGGGUGCAGAGGAAUGGGCAGCAAGUGGGGGGCGCACAGGGAGAGGGGGUGCUCUCCAACGGAAUGGACUGCAACGGAGUGGACAGCAGCGGAAUGGACUGCAACGGAAUGGACAACCCAACCACCCACAGCGAAGCGACCUAUGCGUGCAAAGAAAUCGCGGCCAUGCAGGAUUACUACGAGCAGGCGAAAGAGAAGCGAAACGGCGCAGAAAAAAAGGGGGAGUACGUCUACUUUGACAUGUACAUAAAGUCAGAAGUGAUUAAAACCUUGCCCACGACGGACAGGGAUAAGGAAAGGUUGAUAAAUUAUAUCUACAAAGUGAUGGACUUAAAUGACCUCCUGAUGAUGUGCAUUCAUGUCGGUCUCCCCCAUUUGUGGCCCAAAUUUGAACAGAGCAACAUUCGAAAUGUAGAUUUGUUCAAACGCAUAAUCAUAGAGGGGAGGAACUUCGAAAGGGUAAAGAACGAAAUGGGAAUCUCUUUCUCCGAAUUUGUACAAAUCCUCAACUUUGCCUUAAGUGUAAAAAAGAAAAGAAUUUUCUGCAACAACAUUUUUAGCCAAUUCGAUCCAUGUGAUUGUAAAAAUAAAAAAAAACACACAAAAACGAUAUGCGACAAAAUACAUCAGUUUAUCGAGUUUGACAAUUGGACAUUUAAAAACAUCAUUGAUAAUCCUUUCUUCCAAAGAUUACGAAAUUUAUCUCAAUUAGGUGUUUGCCAGUUUGUCUACCCCGGAGCUACGCACACGAGAUUUGAGCACAGCUUAGGAGUUGGCCAUUUGUCUGCAAAAUAUUUUGCUCAUUUGUGCAAUCGCUAUAAUUUAUCUCCAUACAGUGGGGAAUUAAAUAAAAUGCUUCGGUGUGUGCAGAUUGCUGGUCUGUGUCACGAUUUGGGACAUGGCCCAUUCAGUCAUACCUUCGAAAGCUUCUUUAUGAAUUAUAAAAAAGAAGACACAGAUUAUAAAUGGAAUCAUGCAUCUAUGUCUCUGAAAAUUGUCGAACACAUUAUAGAAAAUUUGAUAGACCAGGAUGAUGUGCUAGACUCCACAGAUAUCAAAAUUAUAAAAAAGUUAAUAAAGGGGAGGGAACACCACAAAUCGCUUUGCGGGGUAGAUCCAGUAGAUUCUUUGAUAGAAGCUUCGUACGACAUUAUAUGUAAUAAUAGGAAUGGAUUAGAUGCUGACAAAUUUGAUUAUCUACAGAGAGAUGCAACUAUUGCCCCCCCAAAUGGGACACUUCCAUCCCUCAAUUGUAAUCGAAUCAUUAGUCAAAGUUCCGUUAUUAAUGGACAUAUAACAUACAACGUUAAGGAGAUCCAUCCUGUGUAUACUCAUAGAAAGGUCCGAGUUAUGGAGCUGAUGCUGUGUGAUGGCUUUCGACUAGCUGAUGAUAUUUUCAAGUGGUCGGAAUCUUUACACGACUUGGAUGCUUUUCUUGACCUAACUGAUUCGUCCAUAAUUUACGAUAUCAAGAAAAGAGCGAACAAACACAAGUACGAUGAAAAAGUGCAGAAAUCGCUAAACCUAAUUAACUCCGUUAUACAUGAUAGGAAUUCUAACCAUGCCUACAAAUACAUUUCAGAAAUUAACCUUUCAGAACCGCAACUCAUUAAGUACUUGAAGGAUAUAGCAAAUGAGGAGAGGAUAGCUAGAUAUGCCCAUGGACUUAGUCCGGAUGAUAUCAUCAUAGACUGGAACUAUUUGAACUACGGAAUGGGUGCAAACGACCCACUGGAUUCGGUUUAUUUCUACAGCUCAGAUAAUGAGGAUGAGGCUUUCAUAGCGCACAAGGAAUAUAGGGGCACGCACCCGAGGUACUUCGAAGAGUGCAACGUGAGGUUAUACUGUAAAAAUAAAAUGGUGGCUCAUUUGGCGAAGGAUGCGCAUAACAAGUUUUUGUCGGAUGUCUUCUCGGAAUCCUCGCCCCUUUACAAGAAGAAAAUAGUCAAAUGA